Messenger RNA from Mesorhabditis spiculigera, 663 nucleotides. Lineage: Eukaryota; Metazoa; Nematoda; Chromadorea; Rhabditida; Rhabditidae. The record is from the annotation of a GenBank genome assembly.
AUGCUGCCGUGGAUUCUGAUUUCCGUGGCGCUACUCCAGACGAUUUUCGCGCAACAGGUGCCGAUUGUGGCGCCGUGCCUGGUCCCGCCGUGCCCACUGCCAUUCCCACCCGGAGCCCUGGGUGCCGCACCAUUCCCCCCGCCACUCGGCCUCUUCCCCCCACCACCCGGCUUCUUCCCACGGCCGCCGCCCUGCUUCGGUGGCUCGUGCUUCCCACCACCACCUCCGCCUUGUCUCUUCCCACCAUGCGGAGGACCGGUGUUCGUCCCUCCCCCGCCAUGUCUCCAACCACCCUGCCUGCCCCCACCACCAUGCUUCCAGCCCCCUUGCCUCCCACCACCACCUCAGGUUAGGAGACAUCUUCUUCGCCCCGCCACCCCACCAAUCUGCCUCCAACCACCAUGCGGACCACCCCCGCUCCGCAUCGCCUUCGCCCCGCCGCCACCACUCGCCCUCUUGCCCCCACCGGUCUUCCUCCAAAACGCGCCGUGCUGCGGGCCUAGCUUCCCCACUUGCUGCGGAUUCCGGCGAUUCGCCCGCAAGAGCGACGACGCCACCUCGACCACCACCACCACUACCGUAGCCCCCAAAUCCAUCGAGAAGCGCGCCGAGACCCCGGAUAACGCCUCGGUCACGUCGACCACCACCGCUGCAUCCAGAUUC